Messenger RNA from Boleophthalmus pectinirostris (great blue-spotted mudskipper), 4026 nucleotides. RefSeq names its product hormonally up-regulated Neu-associated kinase (gene hunk). Lineage: Eukaryota; Metazoa; Chordata; Actinopteri; Gobiiformes; Gobiidae. Gene Ontology annotation, molecular function: protein serine/threonine kinase activity; ATP binding. Gene Ontology annotation, cellular component: cytoplasm. Gene Ontology annotation, biological process: intracellular signal transduction; protein phosphorylation. The record is from RefSeq and is a predicted model, not a curated record.
GUAUGGAGAGGUGACGCGCAGUGUAGUUAGUUUAGAUUAUCACAGUAGCUUGCGUCAGGUAAUAACUUUCUAUGAUUGACUGUGACAUAUUUUCAGUCAAUUACAAAGUUAAGCUCAUAACUAAGCUCUGGGAACUGCUGAGUUGGACACUUUGGGUGAACAGGUGGCGCGCUUUGGUUCUCCUAAUUUGUUAAUAAGGACGAGACGCACAGACAACGGACUUAAGGCACUUUACCGGACACAAACUAAGCAUUUAGAGGUCAGAGAGGGAAAGCAGAGGCGUCUUUUCCCCUGGCUAAACAGGAUAAUUUAACGGGGAAUUGAGAUGCCAGUAGCGGACAACGAGAUGGUGGUGGACAGUGUCCAUGGGGCAGAGGGAGAAGACAUCCCGAUCUCGCUAUGCAGUCCAGCAGCGGACAUCCUCAAGAACUUUUACCACACCAAACGCGUCGGGAACUAUCUUAUUGGAAGGAAGCUUGGAGAAGGAUCGUUCGCCAAAGUUAGAGAAGGUCUACAUGCCUUAACUGGGGAGAAGGUAGCAGUUAAGGUGAUUGACAAGAGGAAGGCCAAAAAGGACUCUUAUGUGACCAAGAAUCUCCGCAGAGAAGGGCACAUCCAGCAAAUGAUCCGACAUCCCAACAUCACACAACUGUUGGACAUCUUGGAGACCGAAAAUAGCUACUACUUGGUCAUGGAGCUAUGUCCCGGUGGCAAUCUCAUGAACCGCAUCUAUGACAAGAAGCGUCUGGAGGAGAGGGAGACCCAGAAAUACAUCAGACAGUUGGUGCUAGCAGUGGAGCACCUGCACAGAGCUGGAGUGGUGCACAGGGAUCUGAAAAUAGAAAAUCUCUUGUUGGAUGAGCAGGACAACAUCAAACUCAUAGAUUUUGGCCUCAGUAAUUGCGCUGGCAUCCUGGGAUACUCGGAUCCAUUCAGCACACAGUGUGGCAGUCCAGCAUAUGCCGCGCCAGAAUUGCUUUCCAGGAAGAAGUAUGGGCCUAAAGUAGAUGUUUGGUCAAUUGGGGUGAACAUGUAUGCCAUGUUGACCGGGACCCUCCCAUUCACCGUUGAGCCUUUCAGCCUUAGAGCCUUGCACCAGAAGAUGGUCGACAAAGAGAUGAAUCCAUUACCUCCCUCACUCUCUACAGCUGCCAUUUGUCUUUUGAAGAAACUUCUGGAGCCCGAUCCAAACAAGCGUCCCAACAUUCACCAGGUUAUGGCGGACUCGUGGCUACAGCUGGCCAAUAAGAACACAGGAGCACCAUACCUCAACAGGAUUCACAUUGAAGAAAUUAACCACACCGUGUUGAUGCACAUGACAGAGAAGAUGAACUAUAAACACAGUGAAGUCCUGAGUGCAGUGCUCACAAACCGGGCCUGCCACACGUUGGCGGUCUACUUCCUCCUCAACAAGAAAAUGAAAAGAUUAUCCAAAGAGUACAGGGAAAUGCAGUUUCAAGAAAAGAAGAAAGGGGAGAAGCAAAAGAACGAAUAUUUCCAGACACAGUGGAGAAAGCACGUCGACAAACUUACCAUCCCGCCAAAGCAGACACCCGUGUACUUAGCAGUCAGCAAACCGGGCAAGGAAAAGAAGCACCGAACAGGUCUAUUGCGGGCAAUCACUGGUGGCCAUCGUAACUCCCCUCUCGCCCCUCCUGGUACCGUUGCCUCUUCUUCUAUGGAAUACAUGGAGAUACACCCGCUCUUCCCCAAUGAGCCACAGCAGCGAAGGCGUCUGGCCACUCUUCCUCCAGUCAACACGAGCCCCGAACACAACGUUCCUGCACCGCCCGCUCCCUCCCCCAUCGGCAUGCACUCCUUUGGGUCCCUGUCCAAAGCUGAGCAAAUCGAAGACAACCCUCCUGCGCCCUGGUACAAGCUCAUCAACGGGACACUGUCACCCCCACGCCAUGUUUCUGCUUUUCAGCCGGACUCCUCUUAUUUAAAGAAAGCCACCAUCCCAAGUCCUCCUGUUCUAAUCAACAACCCACAACCCAAAAAGAGCACCUCUACAGAUUGGUGUGGGGGCUCUGAUACAAGUGGUAGCCCACCCAGCACCAUUGGUAGCCCACCAGGAAGUUCUGCAUUCGUCCCACCAAAAUCUGCUUUCCACCCUCUCAACCCCCACUCCGCUUUUAGCCAUCCAUCUGCAAAUAACAGCAGCAACAGUGACCCAGAGAGCCCUACUCAUCGCAGCAAGUUUCCCUCAAUGGGAAUAGGACAGAUAUUAAAGAAGAAAGUCCCAUUACAGCCAUUUUCCUUUCGUCCCGAACAAGUUGUAGAGGAGGUAGUGUCUCCGCCUCCGUAUCCCAUGCAAACACUGCUUUGCGCAUCAGGCGCACUCAAAACUCUUUGCUGAUGGCGCAACAACGUAAAGGAAAUAACUAAAAAGAUAGAACGGGAUCUCUCAAAAUGUACAGAAGUUGGAGGGGUCUUCCAGAGCGGCCUUAGUUUGAACUGUGAAUUUUGUUUAUUGCUACUGAGCCACUUUUGUCCAUUUAUUUGUUGAAGGGGAUUGAAAUUAGGGCUGCACAGCAUGAGGAAAAACAUGCAAUAUGCAAAACUGUGGAAAAUUUGCAAUAUUAUAAUAUAAUAUUAUUAUAUAGUAAGUUAUAAAAUAUAGCUGAAAUAUCCCUGUAAUUACUAAUCAAAUAAACAUUUAACAAAGACAAAUCUACAAUUAAAUGUAGAUGACGAAAUUGAAUUUAAAAUAUUUUCAUUUAGUAAAAAUAAAACUGACUAUAAAUUUAGGUCAGAUGGAAAGCCAUAGCCUUAUUGCAAUACUUAGUUCUUGACCCAGUUAAAGCAUAAAUAUUGCCAUAGAAAUAAAUUGUCAAGAUCUUGUGCAGCCCUAGUUGAAAUUAAUCAUAAUUGUCUUGUUACUACUGUCAUUAUGUAAGAAUAGGUGGUGACACAAAGGAUAUGAGAUUUAAAAACUGAUCCCUAAACAAUGAGUAGACCUCGUCCCAGAUCCAGAUAGGACGUCAUGUUAUCCAAGGUGUGCACAUAGGCGCUUACCCUCGUCAUAAGAACACUGUAUUAUAGAUUUACGAGAUUGUCUCUUAUGUAAAAUUGUAAUAACUGGUUACUAAUUGAACCAUCUACUGAUUCACACCAGCUAAAGGAGCCCAACCUGUCCCCUGCCCCAUAAUAUGUGUUCUAGUGUUUAUUAUUGUCUAUGUGAAAACUAUAUCCACUGAUAAACAGGCAGCCCGCACUGUCUCCUCAAGGCUGACUGGCACUGCACUAUUGUUGAAACCAAAAUCUGUAGUAUAAUGAGUGUUUUUACAUCCUUUACCUCACAGCAUUGUUCAUAACACGUCAAAAAAAUAGCAAUCAGUAUGUGGAUUUUGCCACCGUGUUGCAGUAGAUCUAAUAGGGUAGACAGCAGACAGGUAGCAAAGUUAGAUUCAUUCACCUUUUGUAUGGUUAAAACAAAACAUCCAACUUUAAACACUGUUAAUUCACAGCUGUACCUUUUAUAGUGUUGAAGCACCUCUAGCAAAACUAUGGGAAGGGUAGCUGUGAUUUUUCUUAGCCAGUUUUUUGCAAAAUAAAUCAAAAACAUAAAAAAAUGCAUUAAAGCCUUAUGAAACAGACAAACCUCGCCAAAUGCUGUAGGUAUGAGAAAAAUUCACUUCAUUUUUGUCUUAAAGAUGUAGUCUGUGCAAUAGUCUUAAGUGUUAAAUGCAAGUAUUUGAUAAGUGCUCUUUUUUGGGGGCGCAAUCAUGUGAUUGUAAAUAAGAUACAACUACUGUGUUCUGUCACUUGCGCUGUGCUGUAUGAAGAGAUCUUAUGAAGUUAAAGACAUUUAACAUUUUGUAGUUACCGGGAAAAUACUACUGGACUUUAUAUUGAGGCUUCCACUGGCAAAACUCUAGGCUACACCACUGUUAAUGGUUAAGAUCUCUUCCCAUCAAAAGUUGCAUGCACUGUUUGACAAAUUGUUUCGUCACCUUUUUGAAAAUCAUGUCUUUGUACCUUUUUUCUUGAUAAUACGGAGAUUGAUAUGGACUCGAGGGAAAG